Molecule: messenger RNA, 2248 nt
Organism: Anguilla anguilla (European eel)
Lineage: Eukaryota; Metazoa; Chordata; Actinopteri; Anguilliformes; Anguillidae
Product: monocarboxylate transporter 1-like
Exons: 6
Coding region: 412-1803 (463 amino acids)
Biological process (GO): monocarboxylic acid transport; transmembrane transport
Cellular component (GO): membrane
Molecular function (GO): monocarboxylic acid transmembrane transporter activity
Source: RefSeq, a predicted model, not a curated record
GUGUGGCGCAGGCGCAGUGUAAACGUCCAGGCCAUGCUGUCAUUACUGGCGAUGUACUCUUAAAUUUCCUUAUCAGCGUUCACAGAUACUCCGAGCACAUGAACACACUACGGUCGUCGAUUAUAAGGAACCUGGGAUAGAAGAGGAUAAAUCGUGUUACUGGAAAUAUCUUGAGCCAAGAAACUUCAAGUGGCGAUGCGGUCUGUGAGGUCAGCGGCGGCUCUGGGGUCAGUGCAGACCUGACGCCGCUUCAAGCCACAGAGGCAGCCGCUCCGUCCGCGCCGGCGCUCGAACCCUGAGGCAGUACCGCCCGAGAGCAGCAGCCCCGACCCCCGGACACCAGUCUGCGCGUUACGGGCUCAGCCAGAGCAGCCGACCGGCCCGCCAGAGAGAGACCCGGAGAGAGCAGCCAUGGCGCCAGCCGUCGGGGGACCCGUGGGCUACACGCCGCCCGAGGGCGGCUGGGGCUGGGCGGUGGUGGUGGGAGCCUUCAUCUCCAUCGGCUUCUCCUACGCCUUCCCCAAAUCCAUCACCGUCUUCUUCAAGGAGAUCGAGGUCAUCUUCAACGCCACCAGCAGCCAGGUGUCCUGGAUCUCCUCCAUCAUGCUGGCGGUCAUGUACGGCGGGGGACCAAUCAGCAGCAUCCUGGUGAAUAAGUACGGCAGCCGGCCAAUCAUGAUGAUCGGGGGGUGCCUGUCGGGCUGCGGACUGGUGGCGGCCUCCUUCUGCAACACGGUGGAGGGGCUGUACUUCUGUGUGGGAGUGAUCGGAGGUCUGGGCCUGGCCUUCAACCUGAACCCCGCCCUGACCAUGAUCGGGAAGUACUUCUACAAGAGGCGCCCCAUCGCCAACGGCAUCGCCAUGGCGGGCAGCCCCGUCUUCCUGUCCACGCUGGCGCCGCUCAACAGCUGGUUCUUCGACCAGUUCGGCUGGCGGGGCAGCUUCCUCAUCCUGGGGGGCCUGCUGCUCAACUGCUGCGUGGCGGGGUCCCUGAUGCGCCCCAUCGGGCCCAAGCCCCAGCCGCCCGCCCCCGUGGAGGCGGCCAAGGGGCGGGCGGCGCCCGAGCCCCACCGCACGGUCAUGCAGCGGAUCAACGCCAUCAUCGACCUCACCCUCUUCACGCACCGCGGCUUCCUGCUCUACCUGCUGGGCAACGUCAUCAUGUUCUUCGGCCUCUUCACCCCGCUGGUCUUCCUCAGCAACUACGCCAAGAGCAAGGACAUCUCCAAGGAGAAGGCGGCCUUCCUGCUGUCGGUGCUGGCGUUCGUGGACAUGGUGGCGCGGCCGUCCAUGGGCCUGGUUGCCAACACGCGGCUGGUGCGCCCCCGGAUCCAGUACUUCUUCGCCGCGUCGGUGCUCUACAACGGCGUGUGCCACGUGCUGGCGCCGCUGUCGGUGGACUACACGGGCUUCGUGGUCUACGCCAUCUUCUUCGGCUUCGCCUUCGGCUGGCUCAGCUCGGUGCUGUUCGAGACGCUCAUGGACCUGGUGGGCGCGCAGAGGUUCUCCAGCGCCGUGGGCCUGGUCACCAUCGUGGAGUGCGGCCCGGUGCUGCUGGGCCCCCCCAUGCUGGGCCGGCUGAACGACAUCUACCACGACUACAAGUACACGUACCAGGCCUGCGGGAUCAUCCUGCUGGUGGCCAGCGUCUUCCUGUUCGUGGGCAUGGGCAUCAACUACCGGCUGCUGGAGAAGGAGAGGAAGGCCGAGGAGAGGAAGGCCAAGACGGAGCCCAGGGACCCGGACGCGGCGGUGCCUCUGACCUCCGCCGGCGCGUCCAAAAUGGCGGAAGACACGGUGUAGCGGCCCCGCCCCCCCCCCCCGCGGGCCGCGGAGGGAAGGGGGCGGGCGUUUCUCUCCCGUCCCCGCCCCUUCCGUCCACACCGAGCGCGUGUACUGUACUAGAUAUUACCAGGAAAUGUAGCCCCAAACGGGUUUGGCAGAGAGCAGUAUUUAUUCAGGAAGAGGUGACCAUGCCCCCACUCCCCUGUCCCACCGCUGUCCCUCUUACCAGCAUUCCCCCCCGAAUCGCCCCCAUCAUCCCCACAAAAGUCUGCCAGGCUGAAGCCCAGCGUUCUCCGCGCGUUGCCUGAACGUUGCCGCUGUGUGAAGGUGUGUUCUUCCUCACGCUCCGCCAGCGUUGUGAGAACGCUGUGCUUCAGCCCUGAGGCUCAGCUCAGCUUCUGCACACAGCGGCUCGGGUCACUCAGGGUCCAGAGAGAAAUUCCAACCUGGGGGGGGGGGGGGG